Penicillium oxalicum is the source of this 3783-nucleotide messenger RNA. RefSeq names its product pentatricopeptide repeat protein. Lineage: Eukaryota; Fungi; Ascomycota; Eurotiomycetes; Eurotiales; Aspergillaceae. The coding region runs from base 1 to 3783 and encodes 1260 amino acids. The record is from RefSeq and is a predicted model, not a curated record. Gene Ontology annotation, molecular function: protein binding. The transcript has a single exon.
AUGGUCUUUAAGCCGUUCACCCAUCUCGCGCGCCAGAGUUUCACCAAAGCCUUCACCCAUGGCUAUGCUCAGUCGGUAGUCGCGGCGUCGCAGUCAUACGCAUCGCAGUCGACCCUCAACCAGCUUGCCCUUCAGCCAGCUGCAAAAUUCUCCCGAACAACCCAAUUACAGAAUGCUUUCUCCACAGCUUCAAGUUCAUCGGGUGCAGGUGCUAAGGCAGGCCAGGCUGCGGGUGGCAACGGUGAUUUUGGCCUUGCCGCUUAUUAUGCGGCAUGGCAGCACGCUCAACUGACCGGUGAUGACACCGAUUGGCGCCAGUUCCAGUUCACGCGCCGUAUCGGUUGGAAUCCCGCAGACGGAGUCGAGGAGCCCACGGAGGAGGGUAUCCCUGCUCCCGAAACCCCUCAUCUGUCUAAAGCAGCGGCCAACGAGAAUGUGAGCGCGCAAGUGGAAGAGGCUGUCGCACGAGAGAUCCAGAUUCAGGAGGAGCAGGCACAGGCCGAGGAAGCUUCGGUUGCAUCCGAAGUGGCCGUUACUGAGUCCAACGUGGAUGACAUUGUUCUGUCGGAUGCGAUCUCCCAGGAGAGCAAAAUUGCCUCGGACCGCGUUGUGCAGCUGGUUACCGAUGAGAGUUUUGCGGAGAUUCCAGCAGCGUUCGAGUCUAUACUCCGUGAAGGAUUGACUCCCACUGUGGCUGCGUACAAUGCUCUCUUGGUUGCCGCGAUCCGUCUUCACCCGGAGGCUGCUGAUGCCAUUCACAAGGCUCUCGAUGUGUAUUCUGAUAUGCUCCGUCGCAGGGUAAUUCCCGACGAAGACACCUAUCAGACCCUCGUCCAGCUGCUGAUUACCCGGGCUCACCACACCAUCAAGGCCAAGGGGGUUCUUGAGCAGGAGCGAGUUCGGUAUGGCGGUAUGGAAGAGCCGGGCAAGUUCAUGUUGCAAUCCAGUGAACUAGAGCGCGACUUGCUCGCCGAGGAUCAUUCCUUAGCCAUUGCGGUGAAGCUAUUUGAUACAGCCACGACCCGUCAUCCUGGUCUGGUCUUCCCCAUUAACUUGUACCGGCAGCUGAUUACAGCCUGUGCCCGGGAGAGCAGGGUUGAAGACAUGAUCCGCGUAUACUCUCACAUGGAGUCUCACAAAGCCACUCCCCACGCAUCCAUCUUCCCCGUGAUGAUUGACGCCUUUGCCCGGUCUGGUGACCUGUCCAGUGCAGUCGAGUGUUAUAAUGAAUACCGAAACAUGGCCGUGUCCGAUGACAAUGGCAUUUUCAGCAUCAUUGAUCGCAUGGACGGUGAGGUUUACGCAGCUGUCAUCCGGGCAUACUUGUCAUGCGACAAGGAAGCAGGUGCAAUGCACUUCCUUGACCGGAUUCAGUCAUCGUUUGACGGAGUCACUGAAAAUCGUGAAGCUCGCUGGGCGGCCAUUGAGUCGGUGAUUGUCAAGGACGCCCUUGUCCAGCACUAUUUGAAUACCGCAGACUACGGCAAGGCCCUGACGCAUGCCAAGGAGCGAUUGCAUGAUGUGGCCCGCGAUCAGGCCAUCUCCCGGAUCUGCAUUGCUGCUGCCGAUGCUGGCGAUCUCACCACCGCUUCGGAGGCAUACGAUCGCCUAUCCACCGCACCUGACGUUCGCCAACCCCCUGCGAUUUCCCUUUUGGCCCUCCAUGUGCGCCAAGGAAAUGUAUCCGCGGCUCGGUCCAUGUGGAUUAUGCUGAAUACUGUCGGUCAGGCAAUUCCGGAAAUGGUCCAACCGACAACGAUGUAUGCCCUCGCCCUUUUGAAGAGUGGUCAAGUCGAGGAUGGACUCCACGAGGCGCGCAACAUGUUUGCCCGCAUCCGCAAGGCGUCUGCCAAUCAAACGACUGUUGCCGACACCGUCCGUGAGCAAAUUGUCGAGUCUUUGCAUUUGUUCGGUCGCACCCUCACCGAGGCAGCUACCGUUCUUUCGCCUCAGGCUUCCAUGACGCUAUUGUGGGCCAUGAUUGAAAACGGUGGUCUUGUCUCCCCUCUUGCGGAGCACGCCGUCGCCAAUCUUGGUCCAAUGGGUAUCUCACAGCUCAAUCCCACGGAUCUUACCCUAGCCAUCCAAGUGCAGGCCCGCAUGUUGACCGGCAACAGCGCGUUGCUCUUCGACGUGGCUCACCCGGCCCGCUUUGCGCACAUGCUCGACGUGGUCCUGGCCGCCAGUCUUCCUCUUGAUGCCUACACCGUCCGUCUCGUCGAUCGAGCUGUUGCCGAGGUGUUUGUUAGCCGUCCUGACAUUGUUCUCAGAUGGCGGGACCACGUUCAAUCUCUGAGCCAGGCACCUCUCGUCGUAGAUCGCCACAGCCCUGUUUCGAUGGCCGACUCUCAUAUGACAAGCGCCUCGGUCAGUCCGGACUCUUUUGACCCUUAUGCCCAAGGAACCGACUUCCGAGGCUCAGCAAUCAUUGCUGAGGAGCUCGAGAAAGGUUCCGGCCGUGCAGACACUCAUUUGAACGACGCACUCUCUCGCUUGAAGACUAUGCGUCGUGCCGGACGUCACCCUCGGUACAUUACUUACGCCAAACUCAUCACCGCAGCUGCCAAGGUCGGCCGUAUGGAAUUGGUGCACGAUAUCCACGCGAUGGCUCGCGCGGAUGUCCCGCUGAAUCCAGUGCACAACGCCGUCAAGUACGGCUGGGUCUCUAUCCUGGAUGCCAUGGUUGCGGCCUGCCUCACCCUUGGUGAUCGGCAUUUGGCUGCACAAUAUCACCAGGAACUCUUGAGCCUUGGGUCUGCACCCUCUGCGAACACUUUCGGUCUCUACAUCACCACGUUGAAGGAGUCGACCAAGACCUUUGACGAGGCGACCGAGGCUCUCAAGAUUUUCCACCGCGCUGUUGCCGAGGGCGUUGAGCCGACCUCAUUCCUCUACAAUGCUUUGAUUGGCAAACUCGGCAAAGCUCGUCGCAUUGACGACUGUCUCGCGUAUUUCGCUGAGAUGCGGGCCAACAAUGUGCGUCCCACCAGUGUCACCUACGGCACCAUUGUGAACGCCCUUUGCCGCGUGAGCGACGAGCGAUUUGCGGAAGAGAUGUUUGAGGAGAUGGAGUCCAUGCCCAACUACAAGCCCCGUCCUGCGCCCUACAAUUCCAUGAUCCAGUAUUUCCUGAACACCAAGCGAGAUCGAUCCAAGGUCCUCGCCUACUACGAGCGUAUGCAGACUCGAAAGAUUCAGCCCACGACGCACACCUACAAGCUGCUCAUUGAUGCUUACGCUUCGCUUGAGCCUGUCGACAUGCCGGCUGCGGAGCGUGUUCUGCAUGACAUGCAAACCGCGGGUGUGCAACCGGAUGCCGUGCAUUACGCUUCCCUGGUCCACGCCAAGGGUUGUGUGCAGCAUGACCUUCCGGCCGCUCGCAAGGUGUUUGAUUCUGUGCUCGCCGACUCUCGUGUGCGUCUCCAGCCUUGCCUCUACCAAGCUCUUUUCGAGGGCAUGGUGGCCAAUGAUCAGGUGGCAGACACCGAGGGCGUUGUUGCGGGCAUGAAGCAGCGUAACGUUGAAAUGACGGCGUACAUUGCCAACACUUUGAUUCACGGCUGGUCAUCUGCCGGCCAUGUUGCCAAGGCGAGGGCUAUCUACGACGGCAUCGGCCUUGAGAAGCGCGAGCCCAGUACCUACGAGGCCAUGACACGUGCUUACAUUGCCGCGGACGACCGGGCAGCCGCCUCCGGUAUCGUUCACGAGAUGGUUUCCCGCGGCUAUCCGUCCGCAGUGGCAAGCAAGAUCAUUGACUUGGUUGGUGCUGCUCCUUCCGCCUAA